AUGAACUUACCACCUCCCUCCUCCAGACAGCCGGUUCACGAAAUCUGGAGUUGGGAAUGUUUGCUGCAUGAGCGUAACAUUGCGCUUGGCAGCGUCCUUGAGCCAUCAUCUCUGUCCUCUUACACCUCAGCAGUUCAAUCCUAUGUCACUUUCUGUCGCAAUCAUGAUUUUCCAAUCGACCCAACUACAGACACCUUAUCUUUUUAUGUUAUCUAUAUCUGCCAUUUCAUCAAACCAAAAUCUGUUUCCAGCUAUCUAUCCGGAAUUUGCAACCAGCUCGAGGUUUUCUACCCUGAUAUUCGUCGAAAUUGUGCUCAUCCAAUUGUUGCAAAAAAACUUCACACUUCCAUUGCCUCAAGAAAACGUCCACUCCAGCGCACAGAACUCACCGAAGCAUUCAAUAACCUACAUUCAUCCUCCUCUUUUGACGGUCAUCUUUUUCUCGCAUUGUUAUACAUUGGUUUUUUCGCUCUCAUGCGAUUGGGAGAGCUAGUGUUUCCUGAUCGGGUUGACCUUCAAGAUUUCCGCAAAGUCAUCAUGCGGGAUUCAUUUCUUGCAGAUGCCGAGCAUCUGGAAUUCAAUCUACCAAUGCACAAAGCCGAUCAAACGUUUGAAGGAAACCGGAUUGUGAAUCUCAUCCAGGCCAUUGGGCGAUGGGCAUCUGAAUCUUUCAAGAUUUACAUCAGGACCCACCCAGUCCUACUUACUGCCCUACUUUUCUCUCAACAACCGGCCACAUCUUAA
Lentinula edodes (shiitake mushroom) is the source of this 744-nucleotide messenger RNA. RefSeq lists its product as uncharacterized. The coding region runs from base 1 to 744 and encodes 247 amino acids. The record is from RefSeq and is a predicted model, not a curated record. The transcript is spliced from 3 exons. Lineage: Eukaryota; Fungi; Basidiomycota; Agaricomycetes; Agaricales; Omphalotaceae.